AGCGUGUCCGCGCGGGCGCGGAGCAGCUCAGAAGAUAAAGUAACAGUCCACUUCGUAAACCGUGAUGGUGAAACAAUAACAGCCAAAGGGAAAGUUGGUGACUCUCUGCUGGAUGUUGUGGUUGAAAAUAAUCUAGACAUUGAUGGUUUUGGUGCGUGCGAGGGGACCUUGGCUUGCUCCACCUGUCACCUCAUCUUUGAAGAGCACAUAUUUGAGAAGUUAGACGCAAUCACGGAUGAGGAGAACGACAUGCUCGAUCUGGCGUUUGGACUGACGGACAGGUCACGGUUGGGCUGCCAAGUGUGUUUGACAAAAUCUAUGGACAAUAUGACUGUUCGAGUGCCUGAAGCAGUGGCCGACGCCAGGCAAUCCAUGGAUAUGGGCAAGACCUCCUAGGAGAGAAUAAAUAGGAAUAUUUUCACCAAUCUUUACCUAUUUUUAUAAUUAUUGCUGGUGUAAUUAAAUGUGAACCUGGAUGAAUGGAUUUACUCUGACUAGCUUUGCUAUUUUAAUUCACACUAUAUAACUACUGAAGUUUGUAGUUCUGAAAGUAUGCAGUUUUUUAUUUGGGUUAAAUUGUACAAAUGUCAACCAAAUAUUAGAAAAUAGUUUAUAUGAUAAAACCUUAUAUCUUUUACCUUGUGUUUGUUUAGCAACUUGACCAAAAUGUUGUCACAUCAUCUGUUUACCCAGAAAGUAGAUUUACAGAAAGGCAUUGUUGUUCCUCUUUGAUGUGAGUGAAGGGGGAGGUCUAAAUGGCUUGUUUAGGACCAUACAACUAAUUAUAAAAUCUGUAGUAGAACCUGCAUCUUGAUAUUACAAGUUCAGACUGAAACUGGGUAUUGUAUGUCCAAACUGAAACUGGAGAAAUUAUUAAAUCUGAAGUGUAUGGACAAAAAUAUUUCAUUUCUCGAUGAAAUACCUGGCUUGAAAGAUAGUUGUUAAACUUAUGAAUAACUAUUUCAAAAUUUUGAUUCAGUGGGAAAUAUGUCAGAGCAUAGACAGUACAGCACAGUCAAAGAAGUUUGAGCUGCUUUGACUUAAUAGAAGGAAUAAACUAAAAUUAGAUGUCUGUUCUUUUUGUUCUAAGCAGAACAGUCUACUUUGUAAUCUUUAAAAAAAAGUGCUGAUUUACGAAUCUCUGCCUAUAAUAGAAUGGAAAUUUUUGAAAGUAGGUUUUACUGUUUUGAGCUGAAGAAAGGAAUGAGCAGGCUGCCACCUCGCACAGCCCCAGGGGGCGCCGUUCUCUCACACAAGGACGGAGCUGCGCAGUGAGCAGGGCGCUCGGCAGUGCAGGGCCGUCCCAGAGAGGAGGGGAUGGUCUGAGCACCAGCUCCCCCAUUACAUGUGGAAGACAUUUGUAUCCUUAUCUUUACUGCAAAUAAAUGCGUAAAAGUUAACGAAUA
Otolemur garnettii (small-eared galago) is the source of this 1406-nucleotide messenger RNA. RefSeq names its product ferredoxin 1 (gene FDX1). Gene Ontology annotation, molecular function: 2 iron, 2 sulfur cluster binding. Gene Ontology annotation, cellular component: mitochondrion. The record is from RefSeq and is a predicted model, not a curated record. The annotation marks the transcript as partial. Gene Ontology annotation, biological process: positive regulation of oxidoreductase activity; P450-containing electron transport chain. The transcript has 4 exons. Lineage: Eukaryota; Metazoa; Chordata; Mammalia; Primates; Galagidae.